Nematolebias whitei (Rio pearlfish) is the source of this 4720-nucleotide messenger RNA. RefSeq names its product tetratricopeptide repeat domain 37 (gene skic3). The coding region runs from base 59 to 4720 and encodes 1553 amino acids. The transcript has 41 exons. The record is from RefSeq and is a predicted model, not a curated record. NCBI's taxonomy places the organism in Eukaryota, Metazoa, Chordata, Actinopteri, Cyprinodontiformes, Rivulidae. Gene Ontology annotation, molecular function: protein binding. Gene Ontology annotation, cellular component: Ski complex.
GGCACUCGUUUACUUCCGCUUCCUCCGGGAAGUGCAGUACAAUUGAAAAACAUAAACAAUGUCUAAUAAAGAAGUGAAAGCCGCACUGAAAAGUGCCAAGGAGGCCAUCAAAAACAAGGAAUUCAAGGAGGCUUUGAAGCACUGCAAGGCUGUUCUGAAACUUGACAAGAACAAUUACAAUGCAUGGGUUUUCAUUGGCCUGGCAGCCAGUGAGCUGGAGCAGCCAGAUCAGUCCCAGGCAGCCUAUAAAAAAGCAGUGGAGCUGGAGCCAGGGCAGCUGCUGGCCUGGCAGGGCUUAGCAAAUCUUUAUGAAAAGACGGACCAGUGGGAUUUUAAAGUUGAGCUGCCUAACGCCUACCAGAAACUAGUUGAGCUGUAUGCAAGGUCCGAUAAAAACAAAUGUUAUGAAGUGGUCAAAAAGCUGUCGGAUAUUUAUCAGUCUGACAGGGAAUAUUUGAAGUUGGCAAAGGUUUGGCUGCAGCUUGUUCAGCUGAAGGAGGAAGAGGGCGUGGAUAAGAAAGAAUUAGUGCAGCUAUUGCAUAAAAUGAUUGAGCUUCUUUCAGAGUGCAUUAAUGAGGAGGAGCAAGACAAUGAAACUCAGCAACAUUUAAUCACAGCUUUUGAGAAAGCCAUGAUUCUCAUGGAGCCUGUACCUGGAGAGGAGCACAAGAAGCUCUCAGCUGGUUAUGUUAACUAUCUCUCUAAACUGCCACACGAAGAAGCCAAAAUGAAAGAAGCAUGUCAGUCCAUGAUAUCACUCUACCCAAACCAAACUUAUCCCCUUAAGGCUCUUUGCCAUCACUACAUCAAAACAAAUAACAUGGAUGAGGAUGCAGUAAGUUGUUUUACCCGUCUUUUGGAAGUGGCUCCCAACAGUGGGCUUGGUCGCUUGGGCCGGGGUACCAAAGCCCUUCUGGAAGGGAGGUAUAAAGAAGCCAUUGACGACCUGGAGCAAGGGCUAAAGAAAAGGAGCUUAUCAACAGGAUGGUACAAUCUGGCUGAGGCUCAGAUGAAAUUACACAGAUACUCUGAUAGUGCUACAUCCUGCUCACAAGGACUGGAUGUUUGUACAUCUGAAGACAUAAAGCUGAAGGACAAACUGCUGAGACUGAAGCUGGAGGCUUUAGUGAGAAGCGGAGGAGAGAGGGCUGCUGAUGAGGCUAUUGAGACUUUUUCACAGAUUCCUGAAGCUGAGAAAGACCCUGUGCUAUUAGUCUUUAAAGGACAUUCGUUUCUUAACAAAGGACAGCUUGAUCAAACCCUCAAGCUGUUGUCAGAGCUUGAGGCCUCAAAUUCAAACCUGGCCCAGGGAUCAGCAUUAAGAGGACGGCUGCAUUUAGCUGAAGGUCAGCUGCAGCUGGCAGAGCAGAGUUUCCUAAAAGCUGCUAGUCAGAGCCCAGACAGCGGAGAAUAUUAUUUCCUGCUUGGAAAACUCUACUGGGACAUGGAGGCGGAGACCCGGAAAGAUCGAAGCAAAGCACACACGCACCUAUUAAAGGCUGCAAAGUUGGAUCCAAACCUGGGCUGUGCUUUUCGCUACCUGGGGCAUUAUUACCGCGAGGUGGCAAAUGAUAACGGUCGUGCACAAGGCUGCUACAAGAAGGCUUUUCAGCUGAACAGCGAUGAUGCUGAGUCUGGAGCUGCUGCUGUAGAUCUCAGUAUGGGACAGGGGGAUAUGGACAACGCUUUAGUGAUACUUCUGUCAGUGAUCGAGAAAGCUACUCCAGGCUCAGCUAAGUGGGCCUGGAUGAGACGAGGCCUGUACUACCUGAAGGUCGGAGAACAUCAAAAGGCCAUAGCUGAUUUGCAGGCAGCUUUGAGAGCAGACCCUGAGGACUGGGUGUGCUGGGAAUGUUUAGGUGAGGCUUACUUAAACCGGCGGAGCUUCACAGCAGCUCUGAAGGCAUUUGGUAAGGCCCAUCAGCUUCAGCCCAGCUCCAUCUACAGCGUCUACCAGGCCGCUGCUAUCAAACAGACUCUGGGCAAGUUCAAAGAGGCAGCGGCAGAGUACCUCCAAAUCACAACCAAGCAGGAUUACGUUCCUGCUCUUAAAGGACUUGGGGAGUGUCAGUUGUCUCUGGCAAAAAGUUUAAUGGGGGACUGCAGAGAUGGAGGAGCUGUUGACCUCAUUCAGUUAGCCAUACAAAACCUCUUCAGAGCUGCGAAGCUGCGACCAGACCUGUCUUGCUUGUGGAAACUCCUGGGAGAUGCGUGCACUGCUGUCACCACUGUUUCACCGAACAGGGCUGAAGUUCUGGUGCCAGCCUUGUUGGCUGGUUUAAAUCCCAGCACGCAAGAUCACAUACUUAACCAGGCUGAGAUGCUCAAAGUUGGUGAGAGGUGCUACGCUCAUGCUUUGAAGUUGAAGCCUGAGGUUGCCAGUCUUUGGCACGAUUUAGGCCUCAACUAUUACCAUCAGGCCAGCAGCCUGCCCUGUCUUACAGAGAGAGAACAGGACUCCCAGCCUCUGAACUUAGAGAAAGCUCAGCAGUGUUUAAAAAAGGCUAUUAAGAUGGACAGUGAGAACCACGGCUACUGGAAUGCCUUGGGAGUGAUCUCCACGAACAAAGGUCUGGAGAACUUUGCUCUGGCUCAGCAUUGCUUCAUAAAGUCCAUACAAGUAGAGCCAAAUAAUGUAGUUGCAUGGACAAACCUUGGAAGCCUGUAUUUGAAGAAGGACAAUAUAGAGCUUGCACAUGAGGCCUUCAAAGUUGCUCAGUCCUUGGAGCCACUUUAUGUCAACUGUUGGAUUGGACAGGCGCUGGUAGCAGAACGUGUGGGAAGCUAUGACACUAUGGAUCUUUUCAGGCACACUACUGAGCUCAGCACACAUAUGGAGGGUGUGAAAGGUUACGCCUUCUGGGUUUGUUCCACCCUGCUGGAUAAGAGUAACAGAGACACUGAGCUGUACCGCUACAAUAUAGUACAAAUGAAUGCAAUCUCUGCUGCUCAGGUGGCACUCAGCAAGUACACAGAGAGAAUCCAGACUGACCCUGAUGCCUUCAUCAUGCUGGGAUACCUGAAUGAACAUCUGCAGCUGAAGACGCAGGCCUUACAGGCGUACCAGCGAGCAGUUGAGCUGCUUCAGUCUAUGUCUUCUUCAGAAGAGCUGGCUUUUACUCUGGGCAGCUAUGCUCGGGCUUUAUGUUACUCAGGCCAGUGGGAGGAGGCAGUACAGGUAUAUAACUCCACUCCUCUGCAGGACCUCAGUGACCUGGUCGGGCUGGCUCUGACCUACUGCAGGGCAGGACUCUUCCCUGAAAGCAUCAGCACCUAUGAACGGGCCUUGGCUGUAGCUUCCAGUGAGAAGGAUAAAGCUUCCAUAUUGACUGCUCUGGCGAUGCUGCAGCACAGGCAAGGCAACCUCGAUUUAGCCAAGACUCUGCUCUUUAAAUGCUCGUUGCUAAAGGAGCCAAUCUCGGAGUCUCUGCUGUGUUUAUGCGCCUUGGGAUUGGUCCACCGUGAUGCGACGCUAGCUGCUGCCGCCCUGACCGAGCUGCUAAAACAAGGUUCGGCUUCAGGGAGUGUUGUGAAGCAGCAGUGCCUGCUCACCUGCUCCUUACUGGCCCUUCAGGGCAAUUACAGCGCAGUCCAAAGAGAAGCCUCCAGAGCUGUGCACAGGAAUCCUGGAAACCCAUCUCUCUGGGCUCUUUUGUCCAGAGUGAUACCGCAGUACUACCCUAGAAAGGCAAAUGGUGGUGCUGUUGCAGGUCAUGUUGCCUGUCUUGCUAGUAUGACCCAAGGAAAGAGGGCGCUGUUGUACAGCGGAGUCAACCAGCUGGCCAGUGGGAGACACUCAGGAGAGGACACUCGGAGGAAUGCCCUGAAGACGAUGCAGAGAGCCGUACUACUCUGUCCUGAUGAUCCAGCAACAUGGGCAGGAUUAAUGGCCGCCUGUCACACUGAAAACACUUCCUGUUAUCUUUCUGGGUCUGCUCCUCGCAGACAGUCACUCGAGCGUACACUCAUGGCGGUGGUUUCUGACAAAGUGCAUAAUGUGGAAGAGAUAGAGCGCCCUCUAGCCCAGUCUCUGGAAGGCUGGGUGUUGCAGCAGGCGGUGACAGGUCUCAUGCUGCAGGGACAGCUGGACCAGGCUGAGGCCCUCUGCAUGCAGGUUUUAAAUGUGUCCCCUGAACACCCAGCAGUGAUGCUGUCACUGAGACAGGUUCAGUGUCAGCGCCUCCUCAUGACUGAUGGUGGUGCUGUCCUCCCAGACCCCGUCCUGGAGCAGCUCAACAAAACUGUAGCGAUGAACUCCGCUAACCUUGGAGCGUGGCAUUGGCUGGCUGAGGUGUAUCGGAGCCAGGGCCUUCUGGUUCAGGCUGUCAUGGCUUACAGGCAGAGUCUGCAGCUCGCCCUGCAGCUUGGCAAGCACAGUUACCAGGUCGCCAGCCUGCUCCGACUUGCGCUGCUAGCUUUAGGACCCUGUAUGGUCACUCACGUGGUCAUUGAUGUCCCCCAGCAGAAUAAAGAAGUCCCCAGCCGGCGCACCUUCUGGCACACCCACCAAGGAUUCCAAGAAGGCCGGGUGGUGGGUCCACAGAAAGGCAAACCCAUGUUACUUCUUCAGGCUGAGCCCAACCAGACCCCAUGGACCCAUGAAGCUGUCGGCUACCUGGGGCAGUUCCCGGCGAGUCUUCCUCAUGGUGUAUCCUGGUCUGAUCCACCAGAGAACCCCAGAAAGACGAGUGACCUGGUGCCUUCAACACUGACCCGGUAA